AUGUUCCGGGAAAAUGACAAUGAAUCUGCAGGGUUGACCGGCAGUAGUGAUGGUGAUAGUGAGAGUGGUAGUAAUGAUAACAAUGGUAAUGUUAGAGAUCGUAACGACGUCACGGUGACAAUGGUAAUGGUAGUGUUGGUAAAAAAAAAAAAAAACAACAGUAAUAUUGAUGACGAAAUAAUGACAACGUCCAUAAUGACAACAAUACCAAGAAUUGAAAGUAGUGUCAAAGGAGUGGGAAAUCUUGACCUCUUUUGUUUAUCACUGCUGAAAGCUGAGAGUGAGGAAGAAGAGGGAGGCAAGCCCGAUAAUGGUUUUCGAUGUCCCGGAUGGAUUGCUGGAACAGAUCAUCACCACUUUCCCAAACAUCGGCAAUGA
Molecule: messenger RNA, 378 nt
Organism: Loa loa (African eye worm)
Lineage: Eukaryota; Metazoa; Nematoda; Chromadorea; Rhabditida; Onchocercidae
Exons: 3
Coding region: 1-378 (125 amino acids)
Source: RefSeq, a predicted model, not a curated record